Macrosiphum euphorbiae (potato aphid) is the source of this 246-nucleotide messenger RNA. The record is from the annotation of a GenBank genome assembly. NCBI's taxonomy places the organism in Eukaryota, Metazoa, Arthropoda, Insecta, Hemiptera, Aphididae.
AUGGCUCAACAAUUAUUAGAAAAUGACGAGCUUCAAGAAGACGAAUUGACCACAGAAAUACAAAAAAAAUAUGUAUUAAAAAUUGGUGAUGUCUCACAAUUUUUAAAACAAGACUUACCACUUGAAUUAUUAACGCCUAAAUCGAAAAACCUAUUCCAAAGGUUCCAACUAAGCAUGGAGUUCUUACAUCAAAAUCCAGAAAAUUUGCCGAAUAUCGAUAGUUAUAUAGAGGCCAAGAAUAUUUGA